AUGCACCAAUCUAGGCCAGACUUACCCGUAUAUGGCCGCGAUGAUCAAGAUCGCCCUAUAAGGCGACACCAUAGUGCUAGCUAUUAUGCCCAUAGAGUUAAAGAAAGUCUAACCACAAGAGUGUCAAAGUUAAUAUGUUCUGUAUUCUUAGGCCUUCUUGCAAUUGUUGGGCUCAUCACAUUUAUCUUAUGGCUAAGUCUUCGUCCUCAUCGGCCGCGAAUUUUCCUCAAUGACUUCUCUGUUCCUGCUUUAGGCCAAGGUGGUGGACCUGAAAAUGCACAUAUAAACUUCAGAGUUACAGCAAGGAAUUCAAAUCAAGGUAUUGGAAUUUACUAUGAUGCAACUCAAGUGAAGGUUUACUAUCGAGAUCAGAGCGUUGGAGGGUACCAAGUGUCGACAGCAUUCUAUCAACAGCCUAAGAAUAGCACACUGUUUGCUAGUACACUUAGUGGUUCAUCGUUGACGUUGACAGAGUCACAGUGGAAGCAAAUGCUGAAUGAUCGAUCGAGGGGGCCAGUGAUUUUUCGACUUGAAUUAACAACGACGAUAAGGUUUAAAAUUUCGUCGUGGAACAGUAAACGUCAUCCGAUGCAUGCUAAUUGUCCUGUUGGACUAGGACAAGAUGGCAUGCUGUUGCCUGUUUAUCUGGAUAAGAGAUGUGCUGCUUAUUUCUUUUGAUUUAGGAAAGGGGAACAUAAUCUAAGUUGCGCGGACUCUUCGUUUUCGAUGCUGAACCCGUGUCGAAUUCUUCAAAAAUACACUACUUCUGGUGAAUCCAGCACGCACUCGUUGACAUUUUUAACGAGUCCGAGAAACAUAGGGAACAUUUACUUCUGAGAUUUUCCAUUUGUUAUCCUGUUCUAAUUUAUUUUUCAUUUUAAGGCUUGUAUUUGACUAUAAAAUUUGAAGUGCAUAAUUUCUGAACAAAAGAAACUCUGUUGAGAACGGCAGCUCGGUGGGGUCCGGGGAAGGGCUGGACCACAAGGGUCGAUUUUCUAGUUCUUUUCUUUGAUAAUCUCAGAGAGGUACUACACAUUGUAAGCUGCCACUGACUAGUUAAUUAACACGGGGCGUGCAUGACCAGGACUAAUCUAACGAUAUCAAGCUAGUCAUUGAUACAGUAUAAAUGUUAUCUGAACAUAAUUUUGCUAUCAAAGGAGCACGUAACGUUAUAAAAAGGCAAGAGGAACAACAAUUUCAUGUAGACAGUCGUGUUUUAAGUUAUGUCAAAGACGAUGAAUUCUCAGCAUUAAAUAGGAAUGAAAGAAAACAAGCAAUACGUAAUCAAAUGGCAUGCAUAGUACUGAACAGAUUUUUC
Molecule: messenger RNA, 1318 nt
Organism: Capsicum annuum
Lineage: Eukaryota; Viridiplantae; Streptophyta; Magnoliopsida; Solanales; Solanaceae
Product: NDR1/HIN1-like protein 26
Exons: 1
Coding region: 1-678 (225 amino acids)
Biological process (GO): defense response to other organism
Source: RefSeq, a predicted model, not a curated record